Molecule: messenger RNA, 2763 nt
Organism: Indicator indicator
Lineage: Eukaryota; Metazoa; Chordata; Aves; Piciformes; Indicatoridae
Gene: POFUT1
Product: protein O-fucosyltransferase 1
Exons: 7
Coding region: 1-1203 (400 amino acids)
Biological process (GO): Notch signaling pathway; protein O-linked glycosylation via fucose; regulation of Notch signaling pathway
Cellular component (GO): endoplasmic reticulum
Molecular function (GO): peptide-O-fucosyltransferase activity
Source: RefSeq, a predicted model, not a curated record
AUGGGGUUGUUUCUCGUUGGCCUCUGCCGGGCGGCUAUGGUGGCGUCUGUGGGCUUUGUUGUUUUCCUCCUGUCCUUGGUGUCCGUCGUGAUGGUGGCGGGAGGCGACGCUGCGCCUGCCUGGGACGAGGCGGGUUACCUGCUCUACUGUCCCUGCAUGGGCCGGUUCGGGAACCAGGCUGAGCACUUCCUGGGAGCCCUCGCUUUCGCUCGAGCCCUCAACCGGACCUUGGCCGUGCCGCCGUGGAUUGAGUACCGCCACCACCGCCCGCCCUACACCAACCUGCACGUUCCCUACAUGGAGCACUUCAAGCUGGAGCCACUGCUGCAGUACCACCGAGUUAUCCCCUUGGAGGAGUUCAUGGAGAAGCUGGCACCCCUUCACUGGCCUCCUGGCAGGAGAGUGGCUUACUGCUUCGAAGCAGCAGCCCAGAGGAGUGCAGACAAGAGCACGUGUCCCAUGAAGGAUGGAAAUCCCUUUGGUCCCUUCUGGGAUCAGUUCCAGGUGGAUUUUGACAAGUCAGAGCUCUUCAAGGGAAUCUCCUUCAAUCCUGUAUACAAAGACCACUGGGUCCAAAGAUUUUCCCCCUCUGAGCACCCUGUACUUGCCCUCCCUGGAGCUCCAGCCCAGUUUCCAGUCCUAGAGGAGCACCGGCCCCUCCAUAAGUAUAUUGUGUGGUCUGAGGACAUGGUGAAGAAAGGAGAAGCCUACAUUGAUUCUCUGCUGGUCAGGCCCUACGUGGGAAUUCAUCUGAGGAUUGGCUCAGACUGGAAAAAUGCCUGCAAUAUGUUGAAGGAUGGGACAGCUGGGCCCCACUUCAUGGCAUCCCCUCAGUGUGUGGGCUACGACCACAGCACUGCAGUGCCACUCACCAUGGACAUGUGCCUGCCAGACCUCAGGGAGAUCCAGCGUGCCCUCCAGCUCUGGGUGAAGAAGAUAGAGGCUAAAUCUAUUUACAUAGCUACUGAUUCUGAGCCCUACACGAGAGAAAUCCAGCAGUUCUUCCAAGGAAAGGUGAAGGUUGUGAGCUUGCAGCCAGAAGUGCCUCAGGUUGAUCUGUACAUCCUUGGCCAGUCUGACCAUUUCAUCGGGAACUGCGUCUCCUCCUUCACCGCCUUCGUGAAGCGGGAGCGUGACGUGCAUGGGAAGCCCUCCUCCUUCUUCGGCAUGGACCACCCCCCACGGCUGAGGGAUGAGUUCUGAGCAGGACAGGAGCAGGCUCCACGCUUCUCAGGGUGCUGAGCUCAGUCCCCUGCCCGAGGAGUGCUCAGGGUGUUCUCCUGCAUGCCACCAGGCUGCCCUGUGGUACCCCCCACAGCCACUUCCAGGCUGUCCUCUCUGACUUCUCUAUUUCUAGUCUGAGGUCAGAGAAAAAAGACGUUUUAAUCCUGUUGAUAGGAAACUAUAAACUCUAUGUAGUUUUUAAGCUGUAGUUUACAUAGCUCUCCAUUCUCACCAGUGUGAGGAUAAAGCAGCUGCUCAGAUUUCCACUUCUCCAUUAUUAUUUUUCUUUUUUCCGUUAAAUUUUCCAUUUUUCAUCGAGAUUCUUAAAAGCUGCAUUGUCCAAAACUGACCAUAGACUCUGUCAAAGUGCAAAGUCUUUUCAGAAAUAAUCACACGCCCUGGAAAUGGAGCAGAAGGUGAAGCUCAGGACGUGGAAGGAGCUCUGGGUUUUCUCAAUUGCUGCCAUUGCCUUACCAGAGCCACCUUGGUGCCUCUGCUUCCCUUCCCCUGUCAGAAGAGAUUUCACUGCUGUGGAGCUGGGAAGCUCCUGGAUCUCUUCAGCAGUGGUGGAGAUUCACAGCAGGGACAUGUUUUAAGGUGGCAGUUUCUUCUUCAUCCCAUCUUCCUCUGGAACUGAGGAGGAGGUGUCUGCAGGGCCACAGGCUCAGGAGAUGUUGUGUAGCCAGCCUUAGGGCUUGGAGCUGUCAUGUUAGGUUGAGGUCUGGUAAAAAUGAAGCUGGUUUUGAGCUAAGACCUGGGAAGUAGCUGUAGUGGGGUUGGUGUCAUGCCUAGGUCUGUCUUAGUGCUUUCUGCUUUUGGUGGUUUUUGUACUUUGUAAAAUAACCUCUCUGACCACAGAACCUUUUGUCUGUGGGGUGGUUCCUGCUGGAAGGUAACUGUGGGAAGAGUUUGCUGCUGGUGAAAGAGCAGCCCCAAAAAACUUUGUUUGGUCCAAUCCAGUUUAGUGUUGGGAGCACCAAUAAUAGUCUUGAUGUGUUGAGUCUCAACUUGACCAGUGCCUUCGGUAUUCCUGUGACUUAAGUUUUUACAAUUUUUGUCCAAAAACUGCACAGAUUUUAAUUGUUCCUCUUCUAAAAUGCCAUUUAGGUAAGUCCAUGAUACCAGGGCUGGCUGCCUUGAGUGCUCCUGUGGUCUGAGCAAGUCUGGGUCUAAACGAUGCUCUUUGUGGGGUUUUAACUCUAAAUGUCAUUUUGGUGCUGGGUUUGUUGCUCUUCAGAAAUAUUUCUCAGCUUUGAAGGAGUUUGGAGGCUUGAGGGAGUGAGGUAAAUGUGAAGGUGCCCUAAGGGUCAGAGUGGCAAAGACUUGACUCUGCUUCCCUUGGUGAUGGCUUCCAGAAAUUACGAGGUCUGGGGGCUUCUGGCCACCUCCCUGGAAGGAGCCAGGUGCCUGCAUACCUGCAGACUCCUUGGGAUCUCCUUUGGCUUUGUGAUCUUGGGUGAUGCCAUCAGGGCUGCCCCAUCCCAGAGCAAGGGCAAUCUUUUCCCACAGCGUUGGGAACAGUAUUCACACACACACAAA